AUGGCUGCAAGAACCAUCAUCAUCGACCACGGGUCUGGCUUUCUGAAGGCUGGCUUGUCGGGGUUCAAUGAGCCCCAGAUGGUCUUCCCGAGCAUCGUGAACUACACCCCUUGCAGGGAGAACCCCGGCCCCAGCUAUGCCCGGCGGCGCGUGAGUCUAGGCAUCGAUAUUUGCCAUCCCGACACCUAUAGCUACCCCGUCCACCGUGGCCGUGUCCUCAACUGGGAGGGUGUGGAGCACAUCUGGUCACUUGUCCUAGAGAAACACAGGCUGGAGAACGAGGACUCGCCUGUGAUGGUCACAGAAUUUCCCCUGAGGGAGCGUGCGGACCGUCAGAAGACCCUGGAGAUUAUGUUUGAGUUACUGGGUGUCCCGUCCAUCCUCCUGGCUGACCAGCUGGAGAUGUCCCUGUAUGCCUCUGGCCUCCUGACCGGCGUGGUGGUAGAUUCAGGCUACGGCCUGACCCGCGUGCAGCCUUUCCAUCUGGGCUGCCCCUUACGGUCCAGCGCUAAGAUGCUGGAAUUUGCAGGCCAGGAUCUGUCGGCCUAUCUCUGCAAGAGCCUCUUUAAGGAAGAUUACAGUCAACACAACCUGUUUCAGCUGGAUACAGUGGCCGCCACUCAGAUGACCAAGUGCUACGUGCCACAGAAUCUGGGGGAGGCACUGGACUUUUGUCAGAGCCUGCCGAGAGGCUCCGAUGAGCGUAACUCCUAUCAGCUCCCGGAUGGCACCCCUGUGGAGCUGACCCCCAUGCAGCGGCUGGCUCCCGAGAUGUUCUUCAGCCCCGAGGUGUUCGACCUGCAAGGGCCCAGCAUCUCCCAGGCCGUCCUGGAUUCCAUCGAGACCUGCGAGGCCUCCAUGCACCCGCUGCUCGUCUCCCACCUGAUGGCCUGCGGGGGCAACACCCUCUAUCCUGGCUUCACCAGUCGUCUGUACAAGCUGAUCGCUGAUCAUUUCUCCUCCACCAAGGCCACCAUGUGGGUGGGUUCCAACAGGAACUUUAGUGUCUGGCUAGGAGCGUCUGUAGUGGCUCAUCUGUCGACUUACAAGUCUAAGUGGAUGACCAAAGAGGAGUAUGAUGAGAGUUUCAAGCUGUGA
Molecule: messenger RNA, 1098 nt
Organism: Balaenoptera ricei (Rice's whale)
Lineage: Eukaryota; Metazoa; Chordata; Mammalia; Artiodactyla; Balaenopteridae
Gene: ACTL8
Product: actin like 8
Exons: 2
Coding region: 1-1098 (365 amino acids)
Biological process (GO): skeletal muscle thin filament assembly
Cellular component (GO): striated muscle thin filament; stress fiber; actin filament
Source: RefSeq, a predicted model, not a curated record